AUGGCAGAGGAGUUAGAAUCUUUAUGCCAACAUUUGUCAUUAUCUGAGAAAGAGAGUUGUGAGAUUCAUGUAGAUUCUACUGUCCUAGAACCAAAUAUUGCACGUGGGGAACGUUGUCUGCUGAUGACUUUACUUACGGAUAGAUAUUACAAUCGUGAGGCUCUCAAAAGUAUGAUGAAGAAAGUUUGGCAACCUAUUCACAAAGUUAGUUUUAAGGAGUUGGGUUCAAAACUAAUUUUGGUGGAGUUUGCAGAUGAUCACGAUAAGCAACGUGUUCUUCGGGAGGGACCAUGUUCGUUUGAUCGAAAUUUGGUUCUCAUGAAAUGCUUGGAGGGGGAUCGACAGGUGACAAAAAUAAGGCUAUCUGAAGCAUCGUUUUGGAUCAGAAUGUAUGAGAUGCCGUUAAAUGCCAUGAAUGAAGAGGUGGGACGUAUCAUUGGUAAUAAGAUUGGAUUUGUGGAGGAGGUAGACGAGGAACAAGGUGAGGCUGCAUGGGGAGAGUUCAUGAGAAUAAGAGUCAGGAUGGAUAUAUCUCAACCUCUUAUGCGAGGAGUUAGAGUUAAGCUGGGACAGUAUGGUAUAUGCUGGAUUCGUUUUGCCUACGAACGUUUGCCAAAUUUCUGCUACUGGUGUGGAAAACUUGGUCAUCAAUUCAAAGAUUGUGAGGGGGUUGGCCAUCAAGAGAUAAGGGCCUCUGCCAACUUACCGUUCGGAGCAUGGCUACUUGCUGGCAGUUUGAUGGGAAGUGGAGAGAAAAAUGUAGGGAUACAAACUUUUGUCCAUCGGAAUUCCUCACCGGAAGCUCCUUUGGAAUCCGAGAAAUAA
Carya illinoinensis is the source of this 825-nucleotide messenger RNA. RefSeq lists its product as uncharacterized. NCBI's taxonomy places the organism in Eukaryota, Viridiplantae, Streptophyta, Magnoliopsida, Fagales, Juglandaceae. Gene Ontology annotation, molecular function: nucleic acid binding; zinc ion binding. The transcript has a single exon. The coding region runs from base 1 to 825 and encodes 274 amino acids. The record is from RefSeq and is a predicted model, not a curated record.